GCGGCCCCGCGGAGGGCAGGGCGCGCGGCCGACAUGGGCGAGACCAUGUCCCGGAGGCUUAAGUUGCAGUUGGGCGGGGACGCGGAUAUGGAAGAGCGGGCGUUCCCCAACCCCUUCCCGGACUACGAGGCCGCCGCCGCUGUGCCGGCCGAGGAGCCGCCACGUGCUCGCUCCCAGCUCACUCCCGACGAGCUCGGCCUCCCCUUCCACAGCGAUGGGAAGAUUAUUAAUAAUUUCACAAGGCGGAUCCAGACCAAAAUCAAAGACCUUCUCCAGCAAAUGGAAGAAGGGCUGAAGACAGCGGAUCCACAUGAUUGCUCUGCGUAUACUGGUUGGACAGGCAUAGCCCUUUUGUACCUGCAGUUGUAUCGGGUCACGUGUGACCAGACCUAUCUGCUCAGAUCCCUGGAUUACGUAAAGAGAACACUUCGGAAUCUGAAUGGCCGGAGGGUCACUUUCCUCUGUGGAGAUGCUGGGCCCUUGGCCGUCGGAGCUGUGGUAUAUCAUAAACUCAGAAGUGAUUACGAGUCCCAGGAAUGCAUCACAAAACUUUUGCAGCUCCAGAGAGCCAUCGUCUGCCGAGAUUCAGACCUUCCCGACGAGCUGCUUCAGGGCCGGGCAGGCUAUCUGUACGCCUUACUCUACGUGAGCACGGAGAUGGGGCCGGGCGCCGUGUGUGGGUCAGCUGUCAAAGAGGUAGUCGACGCUAUUAUUGAAUCGGGCAAGGCUUUGUCAAGGGAAGAAAAGAAGGCUGAGCGCUGUCCCCUGUUGUAUCAGUGGCACAGGAAGCAGUAUGUUGGAGCCGCCCAUGGCAUGGCCGGAAUCUACUACAUGUUAAUGCAGCCAGCAGCAAAAGUGGACCAAGAAACCUUGACAGAAAUGGUGAAACCUAGUAUUGACUAUAUGCGCCACAAAAGAUUCCGAUCUGGGAAUUAUCCGUCAUCCCUAAGCAAUGAGACAGACCGACUGGUGCACUGGUGUCACGGGGCCCCCGGUGUCAUCCACAUGCUCAUGCAGGCAUACAAGGUGUUUAAGGAGGAGAAGUACUUGAAGGAGGCCAUGGAGUGCAGCGACGUGAUUUGGCAGCGAGGUCUGCUGCGGAAGGGCUAUGGGAUCUGCCAUGGGACCGCUGGCAACGGCUACUCUUUCCUUUCCCUUUACCACCUCACGCGGGACAAGAAGUACCUCUACCGCGCUUGCAAGUUUGCAGAAUGGUGCCUAGAAUAUGGAACACAUGGUUGCCGCAUUCCUGACAGACCCUAUUCUCUCUUUGAAGACACCAGGACUGUUGUCUCAUAAAUCUCCCCCGUGAGUUUGUCUGAUUCUUUCCCCACGGAAACUUGUCCUGCCAUCUCCCACUUCCUGAAACUCGGAGGUUCAGUUUGGACUCCGGAGCUACACUGUCCAAUAUGGUAACCACUAGCCACCGGUGAGUAUCUGAAUGUAAAUUAGUUUCAUGAAGAUUAAGUUAAAUUUUAAAAUCCAGUUCCUGCAUCUCCCUAGCCUCAUUUCUUUUUUUUUUUUUUUAACAUCUUUGUUGGACUAUAAUUGCUUUACAAUGUUGUGUUAGUUUCUGCUGUAUAACAAGGUGAAUCAACUAUAUGUAUCCUAGCCUCAUUUCAACUGCCCAAUAUCCACAUUUAGCCCGUGGCUACUGUACUGGACAGUGCAAGUAUUUCCAUCAUCAUAAAAAUUUCUGUCGGAUAACGCUGCUCCAGAUGUGGUUAUAUCCUGGUUGGACAUUUUUGGCAAGACUGUUUCUUAGGUGGUAUUUUGUACUCAGUACUGCAUCACAUGCAGAGGCCGGGUUGGGAGUCCCAGGGUGUCCUGAGGGACUUGUAAACUGCACUAGGGAUAUCACACGCCCUCCACAUCCUUCUCUGGUCGUCAGUCGGGAUGCUACAUCCUGCGAUGGAAAGAUUUCUAGGGAAAAGAAAAUAAAAUCAAAGAAUAUUAGAGCCGAGAGGGAAGUUUGAUUAUUUUAUAAGCAGCUGAGGAAACUGAGGCCCAUAGAGGUUCAAGACUUGCCCAAGGUCACUGAUGCUAGUUGGAAGCAGAGAAUCACCUUCGACAAGCAUCUUCGUACUCCUGGCCAUGCAUAUAUCAGAGUCGAAAAUACCCUGUGGCAACUGAGAUCACACUACUAAAAAUAAUCAUAAAAUAUUUAUCAGUGUCAGGUACUGUAUUUAGUCCUUAAAAAAAUUACUUCACACGAUUCUCACAACCACCCCACAAGGAAGGUUACUACAGAAAAUCUCUGAUUAACAGGAAUUUAUUUUUUCAGGUAAUAAGAAACCUAGAAUUGGUUCAACCCUAUGAAAGCUGGUAUCUCUGUGAUCAUCUUGGCCUUUCCGUCAUGGUCACAAGGUAGCUGCUGCAGCUCCAGAUAUCACAUCAGUGUUGAAAGCAGGGUGAACCUGCAUGUGGCAGUGCCAGCAACUCCAGUCUCAUUUAUGACAAAAGUGAAAUCUUUCCCAGAGGCCCAGAGUAGACUUCUGUAGUAUCUAUCAUUGGCCAAGACUGUGCCCGUCGCAAAGAAAAUGUGUGGCUCUUCUGGCUUCUACAGAAGAAACAGGCAAGGGAACGGGGGUUGGAUUAAACCAAACAACAUGGAGGUGUUCCUGUCCUCACGGUUCAGUUGAGGAAGCUGAUGCUCAGAGUGCAGAAUCCCUCACCGGGGGCUAACCAGUGAGUUUCAGCGGCAGAGAUGCUUUGACUCCAGAGCCCAUGAUGAGUACAGUGUGCUCACUGAAGAAUGAAAAUGUGAGGACUCAGGUUGCCAGGUCUGGGCUGGUUCAAACACUUCAAGAGGUAGGAUGUGUGUGUCCUCAAAGAACAGGGGAGAGGCUGCCCCAGACCGUGAUGCUGCCACCCGAAUAAUAAACUGAGGAAGGACAUUCAGGAGAAGAGUGCCAGAGGUAUUUGGGGGUGGACGGAUUAGAGAAGUUUUACUUACUCCACUCGUAAUAUAUAUUUAAAGCUACAUUUCAUGUAUCUAUAUACUUAAUGCUAUAUAUAGUCAGUGCUACGUUUCUAUAUCAUAAAUAUUUCAUAAAUAUAUUUAUUUAAUAUAU
Orcinus orca (killer whale) is the source of this 3074-nucleotide messenger RNA. It is a transcript of the gene LANCL2, whose product is annotated as LanC like glutathione S-transferase 2. Gene Ontology annotation, cellular component: plasma membrane. The coding region runs from base 34 to 1299 and encodes 421 amino acids. Gene Ontology annotation, biological process: peptide modification; carbohydrate metabolic process. The transcript has 9 exons. The record is from RefSeq and is a predicted model, not a curated record. Lineage: Eukaryota; Metazoa; Chordata; Mammalia; Artiodactyla; Delphinidae.